This is a messenger RNA of Meloidogyne enterolobii, 378 nucleotides long. NCBI's taxonomy places the organism in Eukaryota, Metazoa, Nematoda, Chromadorea, Rhabditida, Meloidogynidae. The record is from the annotation of a GenBank genome assembly.
AUGUCUACAUCUGCAAAAAAACGUAAACUUGAAGCUGAAAGUGGAUCGGAAUCUGGCAGUGCAAGGGGAUCUAGUUUGUCUUCAGAAGUUGAAGGAGAAGCUGUUGAUAAAUUUGUUCGUGUAACUGACCAAGCUACCGGCAGGACUCGGUGGACUCCACUCUCAUCUGAUGGGACUUUGGCAUUCUCUUCAUUUGAACACACAUUUCCAGGAGCGUAUGGGUUAAAGUACCCUACGCCAAAUUCUAAUGUCAAGCGCGGUGUUCCAUUUAAUGAUAAUAAAAAGGCUUUUGAGGCGCCUUUUGAUGGAUGGAAAGGGAAGUUGUUUGAAGUAAUUUAUCGUCGGAAGCCUCCUGUUGUUAGUGUAGCGCCUGGUUAG